CACUCCUUUAUCCCUGCAACAAAAAACUUUUUCACCUCGACCUACUACUUGAUCCUCCAAGCAAACAACGGUGAACGCUGAACAAACACCACUGUACACUGCGUUUAGCAUGAAGGAGAUCAAGACAGAGAUCAUCAACACUCCAAAGCAGAUCGGCGAUCUAGUCGACUGGCUCGUCUUGCGUCAUGCACCUCCUGAGCCGUACGAGCCAACGAUGUAUGUCGAUCUCGAAGGCGUGAACCUCUGCUGAGAAGGCUCGGUCUCCAUCUUCACCCUCUUGAUCGAUACAGGAAUCCCAACCUUACGCGUUUACGUCAUCGAUGUGUAUUCUCUCGGCCUACAAACAUUCAACACCACCGGCACCAAAGGCCGAACGCUUAAAGAUGUUUUAGAAGACGAAAAGAUUCCAAAAAUCCUUUUCGACGUCCGCAACGAUUCUGAUGCCUUAUUUGCACAUUUUGGCGUAGCACUACAGGGCGUCCAGGAUCUCCAGCUGAUGGAGAGCGCUACAAGGACGACGACAAGCUCUAGAAAGUAUCUGCACAGCUUAGCCAGGUGUAUUGAGCAGCAUGCACUCCAUGGCGAGGAGCUUACAAGCUGGAAGCGAGCGAAAGAAAAAGGCAGACGACUUUUCAGAUCGGAGUACGGCGGCUCCUACGAGAUUUUCGAGCGACGCCCGAUCCCUGACGAGAUAAUCUCCUAUUGUGUUGGCGACGUCCACCAUCUUCCUACGUUGUGGAAAAGAUUCCAGGCAAAUACAAACGAUUGGCGAGUCCUUGUGAACGAAGAGACGAAGAAGCGCAUCGAGGCAUCACAGGACUUAGAGUACAAGCCCCAUGGCCCCGAUCGGACAUUAGCCCCGUGGAGCGAAGAUCAGAACAGAGUUUUGGAUGAGUGGAAUCAUGUCCCGCAUCGCAAUUUUAGCGAAGACGAUGGUUGGGGUCUCGAUAAGGAUGGUUGCGAUCCUGAUGAUGAUGGUCCAACAAGCUGUCGGGAUAUUAUCAACGAUUGUGACUACGAGUACUACUAUUCUGACUAAGUAAACCUUAUCAGCCGGUUGCUAUUGACAAUGACGGCUGCAGAAGUCCCAGUCUCCCUCUCUGCAACGGUGAUAAAUUGGC
Molecule: messenger RNA, 1121 nt
Organism: Microdochium trichocladiopsis
Lineage: Eukaryota; Fungi; Ascomycota; Sordariomycetes; Xylariales; Microdochiaceae
Exons: 2
Coding region: 497-1039 (180 amino acids)
Molecular function (GO): nucleic acid binding
Source: RefSeq, a predicted model, not a curated record